AUGGCGUCGAUCAAUACGAAUAUCAACAGCGGUGGUGCCAACAUAGGUUUCCAUGAAUUGAAGAAGCAGGCUUCUUUCUUCCUCAAGGAGAAGAUCAAAUCUGCCCGGCUGGCCUUGACCGACGUCACACCCGCUCAACUACUGGCUGAAGAAGCUACGAACGGGGAUCCGGGCUGUCCCGAUGCUAGAACGCUCAAGAUGAUAUCAAAGGCAGCUUUCGAAGUUGAUGAUUACUGGAGGAUUGUGGACAUCCUUCACAGAAGAUUAGUUAGAUUUGAGAAGAUGAACUGGAGGCCUUCUUACAAGGCUCUGAUCGUGAAUAGAAGCAGUAAACGAGAGGAUAAUGAAUUGCUCUUUAAUCAAUAG
Molecule: messenger RNA, 366 nt
Organism: Striga hermonthica
Lineage: Eukaryota; Viridiplantae; Streptophyta; Magnoliopsida; Lamiales; Orobanchaceae
Source: the annotation of a GenBank genome assembly